Molecule: messenger RNA, 876 nt
Organism: Colletotrichum chrysophilum
Lineage: Eukaryota; Fungi; Ascomycota; Sordariomycetes; Glomerellales; Glomerellaceae
Exons: 2
Coding region: 1-876 (291 amino acids)
Source: RefSeq, a predicted model, not a curated record
AUGUCUUUACAACUCAGAAUAUUCCUCCUUAGUCUCUUCCUAGCAGUCGCUGCCGGGGCUGGCGAUAUUUGGAGCAAGUGGAAGAACCACAACGAUAUUGUCGGUUUCCCUCAACCCCAGGCUUCAGACUAUGAGCAAAACAAAACGCGGUUGUUCAAGCCCAGGCUUCACGUUUGGGGCGGAUGUCUUCCCUACCCAGCCGUGGACUCACAAGGCUACCUCGGUCAAUCUGGCCAGAUCUACGCGCGAACGGGCUCCAGCCAUGGCCGAGAUGCCAUCAUGUACGCCUGGUACGAGCCCAAAGUCCGUUGGGCCAAGGGCAACAGCAACGGCCACAGGCACUACUGGCGCAACGUCGUCGUCUGGCUGACCCAGAAUGGAUGCGACUUUGACAACGUCGCCGAGCUCGCGAUGGCUGGCAUGAGCUACUCUAUCGACGUCGAGGCCUACGAUACCUCGAUCUCUGGCAAGACGAUCUGGACAGGUGGAGAUGGCAUGAGUCCCACCGUGACAGAUGGGAUACAUACGCAUCCGCUGGUGUCAUCAUGGGGGAACAAGAACUUGGGUCCGUCGGACGUCGGUCUAGAGGGCACGUUUUCGCAGCCCCUUAUCGACUGGGCGUCGCUGAGCCAGCCUGCCCGGGAUGCGCUGAACGGCGUCAUUUACGAGCACACAAAGGUGCCCUUCAGCGACGCUAACAUUCAGGGCGCUCUUGAUGCUGCUUACAAUGCUGCAUUCUACCAUGGUCUUGUCUUGGACGACUGCGGUGAUGAUCGGGAGCCGGCGAACCAAGGCGACGGCAAGAAUGAGCCGUUAUCAGCUAUGAACGAUAAGGAAGACGCAGGGAAACUCCGUCUAAGGCGGCGUUUGCGCUAG